AUGGAACACUUGUGUCCGGAAAUCAAUCGGUUGGUGUCAUGCUUCACGUGCGGCUCGCAGACGUUGCCGCCAUACCGAUUAUGCGUGGAUGCGCACGUGGGCUGCCCCCCAUGCACCAAGUACUUGUCGCGAUGCGCUUGCGGUUGCCGUUUCCUCAGAAGGUCAAACACGACGUUUGACUGGUUGGUAUCUGCCAUGAAGUUACAGUGUAAGUACCGGACUAAUUAUUUGAACGACGGUCGGUGCUUAUCUAAACCGGGACAAGUCGACUGUUCAAAUAAAUGGUUUUCCGUCCAGGAACUCCGCGAUCAUUACCAAACAGGCUGUGUUAGGAAUUUGUUUACAUGUCCGGUACAGGACUGCGGAUACGUGGCCCGCGUUGACACCAUAACUAAUCAUUACGAAACAGCUCAUGGCCCGUUCGAGUUGCUCAGUCCCAGUGACUACCAACAGGCACCUAAUUGCGUCAUGUUCGAGUUACCGAUCAAGAAGCAGGUUAAAUUAAAAAAGAUUUUCAAUGGAUACUUUAUGUUCAGCGUUAAGCCAUAUCGUCGCAUGCAACGAAACUCCAACUCACUAUUGUCUAUGCAAAAUAUCAAUCCAUCAGACUUAUUUCAGUACAGAUACACAGCGCAAGAGUCGUAUCAGAAUAUGAUUACGAUCACUGUAACAUUAAUGGAGCCUCACAAGUCUCGGUCCAACAUAUAA
Rhopalosiphum maidis (corn leaf aphid) is the source of this 708-nucleotide messenger RNA. RefSeq lists its product as uncharacterized. The coding region runs from base 1 to 708 and encodes 235 amino acids. The record is from RefSeq and is a predicted model, not a curated record. The transcript is spliced from 2 exons. NCBI's taxonomy places the organism in Eukaryota, Metazoa, Arthropoda, Insecta, Hemiptera, Aphididae.